Nematocida homosporus is the source of this 2178-nucleotide messenger RNA. RefSeq lists its product as uncharacterized. Bases 1 to 2178 code for a protein of 725 amino acids. The transcript has a single exon. Gene Ontology annotation, biological process: maturation of SSU-rRNA from tricistronic rRNA transcript (SSU-rRNA, 5.8S rRNA, LSU-rRNA); ribosomal small subunit assembly. Lineage: Eukaryota; Fungi; Microsporidia. Gene Ontology annotation, cellular component: Pwp2p-containing subcomplex of 90S preribosome; small-subunit processome. The record is from RefSeq and is a predicted model, not a curated record. Gene Ontology annotation, molecular function: protein binding.
AUGUCUGAAUUUUCAUUAGAGUCUAUUUAUGGCUCUUCUUUGGGUGGUUUAGCAUAUAAUGAUGAUAGUGGUGAUAUUUAUAUUGGAGUUGAUAGAGUGGUUAAACGGACAAGAAUAAGAAGUUCUGAGAGUAUUGUACUCUCUCUAGUCACAGAAGCACCCAUUAAGUCCAUUUCCGUAGAUAAAGGACUACUGCUAGUUCUUGAUGAAAGUUGCCGGAUUUACUUGUACACUUUAGCUUAUGACGUAGAAAUAGGCCGAAUGCGAUCGGAAAGGUGUAAUGCAGCUGUAAUUAAAGACGGACUGAUUUACUUAGAGUAUGAAGGGUUCUUACAAGAGUGGGUAGCUGAAAGUAAUGGCUUCUUUAGCUUUAAGAAGACAAAGCAUAUUAUUGGCCAUCGUGAUGCAAUUACUCUACUACGUGCUACUGAAGAUGGUAUACUGACUAGUGGAUAUGAUGGUAUGUUACGGUUUUACGAUCUGAAUAGUAAACAUACUGGUGUAGCACAGGGAAAGAGUAGUUUAGUACAUCAAGGUCGAGUGGAGUCGGUGGGGGCAAGAAAGAUUGGAUCAAUUAUAGUUUCUGUCUUAGCUAAUGGUGAGAUAAGUAGACUUUAUAAAGAGAAAGGAAUAUGGCGGACUCAGUUACGUAAGUUUACAAUGGUUAAUUUAAAAGCGGCUGAUAUUUCGGCCCAGGGAGAUUUAGUGGCUGUUUUAGAUACGGCUGGGAAUGUUUUGCUUUUUAAUACUUUAUCUGAAGAUAAGGAACCAUUACGUAAGAUCUUUGUUUCUCCUAAGAUUAAGGAGGUUAAGUUUAUUGAAGAGGAUGAAUGGAUUAUGCUAUCUGGGGACGGAACGGUUGUUUGGGAGUGGCGAGCAGAUACUUUACUGUUUAAUGAGCAGAACUCGACUGGACAGGUAGUGGCCCGAGAGUGUCAAGGUCUGGUAGUGAGUGGGGGAGUGAAUGGUGAAGUGUUUUUAUGGGAUAAAGGAUCUUGUGUUUGUAUGCAGAAAGUAGUUGUUCAUACUUCCCAAGUAGUUGAAAUCUUAUCUAGAAAUCGUGGGUUUAUUUCAGUAGCUAGUAAUGGAGUGUGCAAAGUGCAUAAUUAUAAUGGAGAUGUUUUAAAGUCAAUUGAUAGUGAGCGGGUGGUUGUAGUAGCUGAUGCGGAUGAAGAUAUUUUGGUUUUAGCCGGAGUUGGAUUUGUGGAUGUGUACGAUAUUAAACGCGGUAAACGAAUUAUGGAAAAAGAGAUAGACAUUCCUUUAUCUAUCAAAAUUGUUGAUAAUUUGAUUUUAGUGAUUACCAAUAAUGGUUUAGUUAGUAUUGGCCAGAGUUCUUCUUUACUUAAAGAUGGUGAAGAACCUUUUGUUCUAGCUGAUAUCAGUCAUACUAAAACUGGUGUGCAGAUAUGUUGUUUAGGAGAGAGUGGUAAGGCCUAUACCUUUAAUAAGGACUUAGAAGAAGGAUUGGAGUACCGAGCAGUACCUGAGUAUAAGAAUGGACUGGGUCGGUACCAUCCUUUGAGUAUGAAGUACUUAGAAAGUGGUGCAUUAGUAGUAACGUAUGCGGUAGACCGGCCUGAUCGGCAGACGGGAGCAAGACAGUCUCUUUAUGCAGCUAUGUACUGGAAUGGGUAUGAAGUUGAGCGUUGGAUUGUGCAAGAACGGUUGGAAGAUAAAGAAAUGGCUAAAGUCUUUACCACUACAUCUAUUUAUGGGUAUACAGUAGGAGUAUGUACGCGCAAAGGAGUGUUUGUCUUCUCAGAUCGGGCUCGAGGUCUAAAACCAUCGCAGCUUUGGCAGAAGGAGAGUCCUAAAGAGAUGGAGAAGAAGAUUAGGGAAGGAGAUGCCUUAUCUGGAGCAGUUUUUGCCUGUCGGGCUCAGAACAAGCACUUAUUAAGUUUGGCUUUGAGUUUAGGGAAUCCGGCUUUACUAGGACAGUACUUCCCUAGUGAGUUGAUUCCUUCUUUGUUUCCAGUAGUACUAUCACUGUUAGCAGAUGGUUUAGUUGAGAGUUCAUUAGUAUUCCUUAAGGAGAUUUUAUUACGAGCGCCAGCUCCACCUUUGUUGAAGAAGCAAUUGAGUCUUCUCUUGGGUCCGGCCAUUAAUGUGUCUAUGACCACCACGGGGGCAAUUGAUGCAUUGCAGACAUAUCCGCAUCUGAAGGAAAGCAAUUAA